GGGCAGAAGAGAAAGGCGGGCAGGCAGUGGCGCGCGAGGGUGGGCUGGGCGGAUUCCGCGAGUGCCACGGCGGUUGGCGAAGCGCAGGGGGCGCAGCCUCCCGGUGCGAGAAACGGUCCCGGCUGACAGAUCCCCGUCUUCCGGCUGCGCCACCCGGGAGGCGGAACCCCGGGGCCUGAGGAGGCCUCCUCGGCCCGGUCCUCCCCGACUCCCGAGGGUCAACAGAGUGGCCUCUGAAGAGAAGGAGGAGGUCGCCCGGGGCGGCGGCGGCGGACGGAGACCGCGCUCCCCCUUCGGCGGCGGCGGGGGCAGGACAAUGGAGGUGGCUGUGGAGAAGGCGGCGACGCCGGCGGCGGCGGCGGCGGCAGCGGCAGCGGCGGCGGCUUCGGCGGCCACGGGGGGGCCCUCGGCAGCGCCGAGCGGGGAGAACGAGGCCGAGAGUCGGCAGGGCCCCGACUCGGAGCGCGGGGGCGAGGCGGCCCGGCUUAACCUGUUGGACACUUGCGCCGUGUGCCACCAGAACAUCCAGAGCCGGGCGCCCAAGCUGCUGCCCUGCCUGCACUCCUUCUGCCAGCGCUGCCUGCCGGCGCCCCAGCGCUACCUCAUGCUCCCCGCGCCGAUGCUAAGCUCGGCCGAGACCCCGCCGCCCGUCCCUGCCUCUGGCUCGCCAGUCAGCGGCUCCUCGCCAUUCGCCACGCAAGUUGGAGUCAUUCGCUGUCCAGUUUGCAGCCAAGAAUGUGCAGAAAGACACAUCAUAGAUAAUUUCUUUGUGAAGGACACUACUGAGGUUCCCAGCAGUACAGUAGAAAAGUCUAAUCAGGUAUGUACAAGCUGUGACGACAAUGCAGAAGCUAAUGGGUUUUGUGUAGAGUGUGUUGAAUGGCUCUGCAAGACUUGCAUCAGAGCUCAUCAGAGGGUGAAGUUCACAAAAGACCACACUGUCAGACAGAAAGAAGAAGUAUCUCCAGAGGCAGUUGGUGUGACCAGUCAGCGGCCAGUGUUUUGUCCUUUUCAUAAAAAGGAGCAGCUGAAGCUUUACUGUGAGACAUGUGACAAACUGACGUGUCGGGACUGCCAAUUAUUAGAACAUAAAGAGCAUAGAUAUCAGUUUAUAGAAGAAGCUUUUCAGAACCAGAAAGUGAUCAUAGACACACUAAUCACCAAACUGAUGGAAAAAACAAAAUACAUAAAAUUCACAGGAAAUCAGAUCCAAAACAGAAUAAUUGAAGUAAAUCAAAAUCAAAAGCAGGUGGAACAGGAUAUUAAAGUUGCCAUAUUUACAUUGAUGGUAGAAAUAAAUAAAAAAGGAAAAGCUCUACUGCAUCAGCUAGAGAGCCUUGCAAAGGACCAUCGCAUGAAACUUAUGCAACAACAACAGGAAGUGGCUGGUCUUUCUAAACAGUUGGAACAUGUCAUGCAUUUUUCUAAAUGGGCAGUUUCCAGUGGCAGCAGUACGGCAUUACUUUAUAGCAAGCGACUGAUUACAUACCGAUUACGGCAUCUCCUUCGGGCAAGGUGCGAUGCUUCCCCAGUGACCAACAAUACCAUCCAAUUUCACUGUGAUCCUAGUUUCUGGGCUCAAAAUAUUAUCAAUUUAGGUUCUUUAGUAAUCGAGGAUAAAGAGAGCCAGCCACAAAUGCCUAAGCAGAAUCCUGUGGAACAGAAUUCACAGUCACCAGGUGGUUUGUCUUCAAACCAGUUAUCCAAGUUUCCAACACAGAUCAGCCUAGCCCAAUUACGACUCCAGCAUAUGCAGCAACAGCAACCCCCUCCACGUUUGAUAAAUUUUCAAAAUCACAACCCCAAACCCAAUGGACCAGUUCUUCCUCCUCAGCCUCAACAACUGAGAUAUCCACCAAACCAGAAUAUACCGCGACAAGCAAUAAAGCCCAACCCCUUACAGAUGGCUUUCUUGGCUCAGCAAGCCAUAAAACAGUGGCAGAUCUGCAGUGGACAGGCUGCCGCAUCAACUGCCAACAGCACAUCUUCCACUCCUUCCAGUCCCACCAUUACUAGUGCAGCAGGAUAUGAUGGAAAGGUUUUUGGUUCACCUAUGAUCGAUUUGAGCUCGCCAGUCGGAGGUUCUUAUAAUCUUCCUUCUCUUCCAGAUAUUGAUUGUUCAAGUACUAUUAUGCUGGACAAUAUGGUGAGGAAAGAUACUAGCAUAGACCAUGGCCAGCCAAGACCACCCUCCAAUAGAACUGUCCAGUCACCAAAUUCAUCAGUGCCAUCUCCAGGCCUUGCAGGACCUGUUACUAUGACUAGCGUACAUCCCCCAAUACGUUCACCUAGUGCCUCCAGCGUUGGGAGCCGAGGAAGCUCUGGCUCUUCUAGCAAACCAACAGGAGCUGAUUCUACACACAAAGUCCCAGUGGUCAUGUUGGAGCCUAUCCGAAUAAAACAAGAAAACAGUGGACCACCGGAAAAUUAUGAUUUUCCUGUUGUUAUAGUGAAACAAGAAUCAGAUGAAGAAUCUAGACCUCAAAAUACCAACUAUCCAAGAAGCAUACUCACUUCCCUGCUCUUGAAUAGCAAUCAGGGCUCUGCUUCUGAGGAGACUGUGGUAAGAUCAGAUGCUCCGGAUAGCACAGGAGAUCAACCUGGACUUCACCAGGAAAAUUCCUCAAAUAGAAAGUCUGAGUGGAUGGAUGCUUCCCAGAAGUCACCACUUCAUGUUGGAGAGACAAGAAAAGAGGAUGACCCCAAUGAGGACUGGUGUGCAGUUUGUCAGAAUGGAGGGGAACUCCUGUGCUGUGAAAAGUGCCCCAAAGUAUUCCAUCUUUCUUGUCAUGUGCCCACACUGGCAAAUUUUCCAAGUGGAGAGUGGAUUUGCACUUUCUGCCGAGACUUAUCUAAACCAGAAGUUGAAUAUGAUUGUGAUACUCCCAAUCACAACUCAGAAAAAAAGAAAACUGAAGUCCUUGUUAAAUUAACACCAAUAGAUAAAAGGAAGUGUGAACGGCUACUUUUAUUUCUUUAUUGCCAUGAAAUGAGCCUGGCUUUUCAAGACCCAGUUCCUCUAACUGUGCCUGAUUAUUACAAAAUAAUUAAAAAUCCAAUGGACUUGUCAACCAUCAAGAAAAGACUGCAAGAAGAUUAUUCCAUGUAUACAAAGCCUGAAGAUUUUGUAGCUGAUUUUAGACUGAUCUUUCAAAAUUGUGCUGAAUUCAAUGAGCCUGAUUCAGAAGUAGCCAAUGCUGGUAUAAAACUUGAAAGCUAUUUUGAAGAACUUCUAAAGAACCUUUAUCCUGAAAAAAGGUUUCCUAAAGUAGAAUUCAGGGAUGAAUCAGAAGAUAAUAAAUUUAGUGAUGACUCAGAUGAUGACUUUGUACAGCCCCGGAAGAAACGCCUUAAAAGCACUGAGGAACGACAGUUGCUUAAAUAAGCAGCACCAUUGGCAUGUGCUGGUUUUUAGAUUUUUUUGUUUUCAAAAAAAAAAAAAAUUUUUGUCAGUAAUUAACAUCAUUACAAGGAAGACUCUGUGACCACUCUAUUGAAAGCUUUUGAUGUUUGCUAGGCUUUUGUUUCCUUAAUAUUUCUUUUAACCGCUUAUAAAGAAAGAAAGAAAAAGAUGAAAGAAGCAUCAGCAGCAAAAUAAAAAGACAUUCUUCCCACUACUUGGCUAUCAAAACAGCAUUCUGGGUUGGUAGCUACUGUAGAAAGGAAAUAGACUUCAUAUGAACUCUUAAGUUGAAAACAAUGUGAUUUGAAUGUGUGUGUUAAUCCAUUUUUAGAAAAUUAAUACCACUGCCCAUUAAUUAUGACCCAUCCCUAUGAGUUAGGUGUACUGUACUUAAAAGCAGUACUUUAUGAACAUGAGUGGUAAUCUAUCCCAGGAUGCCAACUGGUGCAACAAGAGUAGAUUAGAUGCUAUUAAGGCAGCGCCUAAUAGUAUUUUCGUGUAAGAUGGCAACCAUAUUAAAGAAAAAUCAGGAAAACAA
Molecule: messenger RNA, 3941 nt
Organism: Choloepus didactylus (southern two-toed sloth)
Lineage: Eukaryota; Metazoa; Chordata; Mammalia; Pilosa; Megalonychidae
Gene: TRIM24
Product: tripartite motif containing 24
Exons: 19
Coding region: 317-3385 (1022 amino acids)
Molecular function (GO): zinc ion binding; protein binding
Source: RefSeq, a predicted model, not a curated record